Messenger RNA from Mercurialis annua (annual mercury), 1244 nucleotides. Its product is annotated as cyclin-J18. The coding region runs from base 90 to 836 and encodes 248 amino acids. The record is from RefSeq and is a predicted model, not a curated record. Gene Ontology annotation, biological process: regulation of cyclin-dependent protein serine/threonine kinase activity; mitotic cell cycle phase transition. NCBI's taxonomy places the organism in Eukaryota, Viridiplantae, Streptophyta, Magnoliopsida, Malpighiales, Euphorbiaceae. Gene Ontology annotation, cellular component: cytoplasm; nucleus; cyclin-dependent protein kinase holoenzyme complex. The transcript is spliced from 10 exons. Gene Ontology annotation, molecular function: cyclin-dependent protein serine/threonine kinase regulator activity.
UUUUAUUUUUUUAAUCACUGGUCGUUUUAGACAUCAUCUCAAAAUUUACGAACUCCCGCCAAAACUCAUUCGCCGGAAUAAAGUUCUCCAUGUCGACGAAUUGUGAUCUCCCUCCGCAUCUCCGCCUCCAAUCACUGGAGUUUUUAAUCGAAUCCGCUCAUGAACUUGAAGUUACUCCACUCGUCAAGUACACUGCGUUGUCUCUCUUCGCUGAUCGAUUCUUCCGUUCUUUCUCCAGGUUUGUUGGACAAAAAAAUCAGAGAAAUUUGCUUUUGCAAUCCAUAACAGAGAGCAAUCUGCAGUUAUUUGCACUUAUUUCUCUAUGGAUUUCUAGCAAAAUGCAUGAUUCUCGUCCAUUGUCUGUCAAAACUUUGAAGAUUUUAAGCCAUAAAACCAUUAAAGAACAGCAUUUUACAACUCGAGAUUUCUUGGAAGCGGAGGUGGUCUUUUUGCAGGUGCUGAAUUAUGAGAUUGGUGCUGGAAAUAUUGUUUUUAAAUUUCUUGAAGAUCUUCUUGAUCAGUUCAGGGAAGUGGCAAAAGUUGGAGAACUAGUGAAAUUUGAGGCAUGCAUGGAUAUAAUGGAUCUUCUGUACGAAAAGGAGGAGACGUCAAUUCUUUACAGUUCUCCUUACUCGCUUGCUGCAUCCAUCUUGGUUGCUUCAUAUGUUAUCACAGUUCCUAAUCGGAGAUGGAAAUUCCCUGUUCUUGCUUGGGUUAAGUUUGCAACCUCAUUCAAAGAAGAGGAUAUUGUUGAAAUUGUCAGAGACAUUCUUAAGCAUGUGUUUGAGCCUAUUGAUAAGAGAUGCAAAGUAAUGGAGGAAAAGACAUUCUUUUAAGGAUUUUGUGGCUUGAUUUCUUAGAUCGUUCAAGAAUGUUUAGCGAUUGUUCGGGCUUUCGAAGUAAUCUCUUGUAGAUCUACGAUUUGAAAAGCUAUUGAUCUAUCUUCUUAAAAUUUCAUUUACAAGAUGAUCGGAAAUACAAACAUUCAAAGGAACAAGCGGGUCGUGUAUGGCCGGUCUAUCGGAGUAAAGGGCAUAUCCAAGUCCCGCUCCAACGGAACUCUUGCUUCUCGUUUCGUCAAAAAUUUAUACGGAAUCUAUAGCUAGAUUUGCCGCUCCUUCGAUUUACUUAGCUUGUAUGAUAGUUUUGUUAGUUUUUUAGAUCUACAAAUUGAAAGAUCAUAUUUUAAUUUUGUGAUAUGACUUUCUUUAUGUAAUUUAAUCUUGAUUAAUGGAUUCUAACUA